Limulus polyphemus (Atlantic horseshoe crab) is the source of this 8870-nucleotide messenger RNA. RefSeq lists its product as uncharacterized. Bases 117 to 1184 code for a protein of 355 amino acids. Lineage: Eukaryota; Metazoa; Arthropoda; Merostomata; Xiphosura; Limulidae. The record is from RefSeq and is a predicted model, not a curated record. The transcript is spliced from 13 exons.
AGAAGUGUUUCUAGAAUGGUGCCUGGGAUGGAGGGGUUGUCAUAAGAGAAGAGGUUGAAAUCUAUCAAAUUGUUUUCUAUUGAAAAAAGAAGAAUUAGGGGGGAUCUAAUUGAGGUAUGGGCUUUAUCGGGCAGCAUUUAGUGGAAUUUCUAAUAAGAAAUGAUCUUGUAUCAAAAGUACGUGUUGUCGACAAGGUUCCUCCUCAGAUAGCAUGGCUGAACAAGAGUCGUCAGGAAUUGUUUGAACACCCUCUGGUGGAGUUCAAGAGUGCUAAUCUCAUUAAUGCAGCAUCUUGUCAGAGUGCCUUCACUGACCCUGAGGGAGAAUAUGACUUUGUUGUAAACUUAGCUGCCGAAACCAAGUCCGGACAGUCAGAUCCUGUUUAUAAGGAAGGUAUUGUGAAAUUGAGCAUUCACUGUGCCAAAGAAGCAGCCAAAAGAAAAGUUAAGAAAUAUGUAGAACUGUCAUCAGGAUACAUGCAUUCUAAUGAGAAGAAACCUGCAAAAGAAACAAGCAAGCUAGAUCCUUGGACGUUUAUGGCAAGGUUUAAGCUAAUGGUAGAAGAAGAACUAGCUAAUAUUCCUGAUCUCAACUAUGUUAUUCUACGACCUGCUAUUGUGUACGGGAUAGGGGAUAAACAAGGCAUUACUCCAAGACUAAUUGUUGGAGCAGUCUACAAAUAUCUGGGAGAAAUGAUGAAGUUACUCUGGACGAAAGACAUGAAAAUGAAUACAAUUCAUGUGACAGAUCUUUGUCGAGCCAUCUGGCAUGUGUUCACCAACGGAAGUAACAGAGAAAUUUACAACGUUGUGGAUAAAGGGGAUACAACUCAAGGAAAGAUGAGCAGCAUUAUCUCUGAAAUUUUCAACAUCAAUCAUGACUACUGGGGCUCAGCUAUGUCAACUUUAGCCAAGACAGAUAUGAAGUCACUUGUAGAAGACAUAAACGACAAACAUAUGGGUCCAUGGGCUGAGCUCUGUAAUAAGGACGGCAUAUCCAACACUCCUCUCAAUCCAUACUUGUAUGAGGAAUUUUUGUAUGACAGAAACAUAUACCUGGAUGGAAGUAAAUUAGAAAGCACUGGAUUUUGCUAUGAAGUUCCUAAUAUCACUUUAGAUAGAGUGAAAGAGAUUCUACAAGAUUAUGCUGAAAUGGGACUGUUUCCAAGAUCUCUUCUGUUGUGACAUGGCCAAAUCUUCAUUCAGCAAUUGAGCAGUGAGAGAAUAUGAAAAAUUAGAAAACCAUCCUUUCUAGUCACUGGUGUGGAAAGGAAAAGCUUGAAAAAUAUUCUACUACAAAAUAACUAAACAUUUAUGCAUUUCAUGCUUCAAACAAUGUUUGUUUCUGCUGGUAACAAAACACAUUUUACACUUGUUAAUGGUACAGCUUAAUGUUGCCAUCAACACUUGUUUUUUUUUAUAAUACAGUAAAUAUUUUGCUUUUUGUGUGCCAUUUUUGUGUCAUAUGGAAUAAUGAUCUAACAUGAGGUCACCUUAAUUUUGUUUGAAUUUUGUAUUAGCAUUGUACUAGUUUAGGGAUUAUUGUCAAUCAUGCUCAAACUUUUAGUUUUCCAAAUGAUUCAGGUUUUUAUUUUAUCAUAAAGAAAUUAAGACAUUCUGUAAGGAAGUAUUGGCUGAUAUUGUAGGAACUUUACUGAUAAGCAUAGUUUGUAUGGAGCACUUAAUAUCUUAAAUGUAUUAAAUCAAUAUCAUAAAAGUGUUUUAAAAUACAUUUACUCCAUUGUUUAAUAAAAAACAUCUUGACUGUACUUUACUGAUGAUGAUCAUGUUCCCUUCAUUAAGCAUCACCUUGAGCAAAAAUGCUUAAUAGUCAAACCAGUUAAGCUUUUAAACAUAAAAGUAUUGUGCUUUGUUUUUCAACAUUAUGCUAUAGGCUAAUGGCUGAAACUUGGACAUUUUUGGUAUUACUAGUUUUCUUGUAUCAAUCAGACAAAUAAAUUACAUACUUUCCCUGUGUUGUUCAGAUGUGAAUAAAACACGAACAUUCUGUAAAUCAGUUUAUCUCAAAGUAUGCUUUUAAACUACAUUGAUAAAUUUAUUAUUAAGGCUUACAAAAUCAUAAUUUCUUCAACAUUCACAUUGAAUGUAACUAAAAGAAAACCAUGCCUUGUUAACAUGAUUUUUUCACUCAAAUGAUUGUGAAGUUCAAUUCUUUGUGUACAUGAAUAUUAAUUUAAAAAAAACAUUUUGUGUACUGUACUGUACUGUAUUAAUAUGUUGUAAUAAUAAAGCAAUAUAUCAGAUUUGUUCACUACUUCAAACUAACAUGUUAUCAAUAUAGUUUGGGCAUAAGUUUGUUCAGUAGCCUAUGUGAAGAACUAAAGCCUCGGUGAAAAUGAUUUGUAUGUUCUUGUAGCAUAGACUUUUGUUUAUCAUAAAAUAGUUGUUCAUCAACAAGCAACUGCAGUUUAAUCUUCAUGAAAAGCUAAAAAUAGUAACAGUUAGGCCAAAUAAGUAUAAUAUGAAAGCAUUGUAAUUCCAAUAGAUUUGCAUAUCUAUGUGUAGUUUGUCAAGUUGUUCUUUAAAUCUCUGUUAUUAUCUGUGUAACUGAAUGUGAAAUCAUUGUAUAUGUAUAUAAGGAAAUUUGAGUUCUAAAGCCUUUGCUGUUACCAUUUAGUUCUGAUGGACAAGUGCUGCCCCCCUUAAGAUGAGUGCCUAUUAAAAGUCAUUGCCUUCUAUCUUUUUUUUUUUAUUGUGGGACAAAAGGAGAUAUUUACAUUUAUUUUAGAUAUAUAUAUAUAUAUAUAGUUUUCAUGUUUUCUAGAUCACGACUAUUAUUGAUAAAUCACCAAAAUACUUAAGCUUAUUAAAGCAAAUAUAUUUCACCAUUCCAGCAAAUUCUUUCAAGACAGAUUAUGAUUUAUUGUUGCAUUAAAAACUGUUUUUUGAUUAAUGCACAUGGAUUUAGUGCUUAAGUGACCAGAAUUAUCCCUAAACAUUCCAAACACCAUAAACUUAGUACUUAUAUAGAAGUGUGACUUUACUUUUUUAAAACCCAUACAGUUUUAAGCAUGUUGUAUUUAAUUUGUUUCAAACAACAGGAAUAAUCAUCCUUAGUUAUUUUAUUUCAAUAAUAAAAAUAUCAUUUGUAUAAAUAGGCAAGUUUAACACUGUUCCAGAAUUUUUUUAGCUUUCAGUUUGUUUAAAAGUAAUUUUGUUUUUUGAUAUCAAAAAAAUUUAAAAUGCUUAUUUUUACAGUUAACUUCUAACCUGUAGAUCAACAGCAGUGUGAAUAUUCAUCAAAAGUUUUACUAAAUAUUUUGCUACAGAAUCUGUAAAAGCUUUAGUUCUGGUGCAUCAAAAAUAUAAUAAGCUUAUUAAAAGAAAAAUUAAGAGAAGUGAGACUAUUCAUAGUGGUAAUAAGUAUUGUGCUUACCAUUUUAUGGUUAUCGGAAGUUAAACUAGGAACUUUAUUAUAGUUACAAUCCUUUUUUUUUCUUUUUGCCUCUUAGAAUGCACAGAUCUCUGUUGGUCAGUAGAUGCAUCUCUAAUAUUGUUUAUUCACAUUAAUAAGAAAAUAAAGCUUCUCAAAAAUUGAAAGAAAUCAUCUUUGAGCCAAAACAUUUUCCUUCAUGUUACUUUUGUCUUAAUACAUUCAUGGCUAAAAUUUUUUAAGCUUUAAUUGGGAGUGUUUUUUCACACUUUGAAGUUAUACUUUAAUGUUUAUAAAGAAUUUCAGGAAGCGCAUACUUUUUGUAUUUAUCAUGUGUCUGUGUAUGUAAAAUUCUAACUGGUGUAAUUAAGCAAUAGUUAAACCGCUGGACAGUAUUGGAUUACAUACAUGACAUGCUUUGUUUGAUAUUAUGAUGCAUGAUUGAUAUUUUAAUUGGCUUGGUCAUUAUAAUCAUAUAUAUUUACAAUUAACCUUUUUUUCUGAAUUUGCCAAGUUGUCAUUAUGUAUUUGAAAUGUUGCAAUAUCUUUAUUUAAGGUUACUCUUUAUUUGAUACGUUUACUUCUUUAUGCUUGUUGUAUUAUCACAACAAAAUAUAAUAAGGUGCUGGAACAAGCAACCCUAGAAGCCAGGCAUGUAACACAUGUGAUUUUUGCCAUGCAUAUGUACAGUGUUCUAGAAAAGGCCAAGAAAAAAGUAGAGAUAUGUAACAUUAAAAAUCUAGUUUCCACUUCCAAAUUCUUAAGAAUUUUUUAAUACUUUGCAUAGACUGCUGAAAAUAUUGAUAAUUCCCCAUUUAAUAGCUUUUACAAUGUAUUAGUUUGAUUAAAAAUAUUUAACCAAAAUGUGAUUCAAAACUAAGACUAACACAUACAAUCAAAUCAUGCAAAGCUUCAUUCAGGGUUAUUGCAUGUUUAGAAUUGGAGGGGAUAGUAAAGUUUAUUUCUUUAAAUUUACAAUAGCUUGGUAUAGUUUAGAUCCUACUUUGUACAGAGCAAACAGAAAAUAAUUCAGUUUGAAGGGAAAAUAAUAUCUUUGAAAACAAAGGUGCAAGGAGUAGUUUACUUUAUUUUACUAAAAUUAAACAAAAAAUAAUCUGUCUUUUUUUUUUUUCCAUGAGUAUCAUUUUAUCCUGACUUGUUGUGAAACUUGAAUAUCAAAAGGGCAGAAUGUGAUGAAGCUUAUGCCUCAGGUUUAACUUGGAAAGCUGCCUAUAAUUCAAUGACUUCACUAUUUAAUCAAUAUAAAAACCUAAUGCAAGUUUUUAAUUUUUUAUCUUGGUGAGGACAUUUACCUUGUACCCUACACAUGUAUUUAGUGAUUCUUUUAAGUUAAGAACCUCUACAAAAUGGAUGACAGCAUUUGCGGUGUUAUUGUCUUGACUAGCACACUUACGGUUGAAUUUUUUUGCCAUGGGCUUUUAUGUCCUAAUUUCUAGGACUGCUGUUUGUUAUGAUAACUUUGUUUUUAAAGACAUAUUCAAAGCUGAACAAUGUUGCCAGUUAUGUGCAAAGCUUAUUAAAACAAAAGUUUUAAGUGUUUAUUGGUAAGUCACACAAACACGUAUAUAUAUGUGUAUACAUUUGCUAAUAAAAAAGCACAUUAUGGAAAUUUAAUUUCCAGUUCUGCAUUUAAGUUUAUUAAAAUUCAUAGUUUGUGUAUUUUGUUAGUUUAAUUGUCUGUGUAGUUGUGCCGUUCAUUAAUUGUUUUCUCUGAAUGUCAACCAAGUAAAGGAUGUUUACAUCUUUCUCUCAGCCAUUCCUUUUUUGCUCAGGUGUUUUUAUUUUUAAGUAACAAGAUAAAGAAAUUGAAUACAGUACUUCAUUGUUAUGUUACCAUUUUUGCAGUAAUUCCACUUAUUUUGUUAGUGAUGCCAUUCUUGUUUAUAUAAUUUCCAUCUUAACAGUAUGUGUCUGGUAAGAAAAAUAAAAAAUAUGGUAUGCACAUAAUUUUGCAGUUAAAAGCACAAGGCUGAGAAACAUGUAGUUAAUUUAAAGCAUCAUUAGGAAAGGUUUCCAGAUGCUGCUUUUUAUUGGGUUUUGUGUGAGGGAAACUGAUGAGCACCAGUAACUUUUUGAUCUAUAGACUAUCAACAGUCAGACAUACUUUUCUUUAAUAGAUAAUCAGUGUGUAUUUUGAAUAUUUAAACUUUGUCUGUUGCUACAAGUGCUCUUGUUUUAAAAUAUUUUAAUAUUUCCACCAUUAGGUAUUGUAAUUAGCACGUUUAAAACAACAAUUACAAAAUUCAUUGCUUUUUUUUGUAUGAAGUGGACUUAUGCUUGUAAUGAGUGAUUUCCUCUUUUUACUUUACUGUGAUGUGAAUUUGUUUCUAUAUUUGCCUUUUUUUUUCAGAUUGUCUUAAGAUAUAUUUCUUUUACAAGUAGUUAUUGUUAACAAAAAUGGAUAUCAGUAUACUUAGAAAAUAAAGUUCACUUAUUAAAAUAUGAUAAAACUUUUCAGAAGUAGAUAUGCCAAACCUAUAGAACAGGAUCUGUCAGCAAACCUAAUUGGAGUUGUUCAUCUGGAAACAACACUUCUCCAUAUUGUUCCAAUGGAUAAAUUAUAAGUAAGCAAAGUGCAGUUUUAAAAAUUGUUAGAUUCACAUAUACAUGCUAACUUUUCUAGGCCAUGAUGUUGAAUGUUUCAGCAUUUUUUUAGGAUUUUCUUUAUAAAAUUAGAGGUAAUAUUUUCAAACAAGAAUUGUUAGGGCAUUAAACUUUACUGUACUUAAUAAUACUUGAGAAUUUAAGAUAGGCAUGUGUCAAAUACAGAUAAAUUAACUUUGUUUAUGAAUUAUGAUAGACUUAAUAUAACAUUAAUAAUUGACAAUUAAUGGAAUAAACACUCGGUGCUCUUUUGCUUAUUUUAGUAUUACACUCCAAAAUCUAGAUUGGUUUGGUAACAAAAAUAAAUAUUUUAUGAAGUGUGAUUAACAUUACAAAUCCUGGUUGUGUUGUAAAAUCAGUUUCAAUCAAUCCAAUAACAAUAUAGUAUUUUUUUGUAGUAUACAAACUUUUCAGUUUUUGUAUUAAAAACACAGUUUUUUCAAACACCUAUGUAUUUUUCAAAGUAUUUCUUCAAGGGUAUAAUCACUCUGAAACAGAACUUAAUAUGUAUUAAAAGUAAAAAUUCCAAAAUCUUUGUAGCCAAAAGAAAAACAUAUAUAUAUAAUAAUGCAAAUCUUCAUACAAAAGAUGAAAUUUCACUUCAAACGUUUGUUUACGUUUUAAAGCACGUGAUACUUAGCAUGCCCACUACAAUUUCCUGUUAUCCUAGUUUUGGCUUUUUAUCAUGCUAUGGUACUUUACAAUCUCAUUCAAAUGUUUCAUUAAGCUAGUGCAUUAACUGUACUAUAUUUAAUGUAAAAAAUCGUACAAGACUGAGGAGAUAUUGUGGUUUAAUUUUUAUCCAUCAUUUCAAAAAACUAUGUGACGUUUUUCACACAGUCUCAAACUGUUAAGCUUUUACAAGCAAUAAAAAAUAGUGUUUAUUCUCUGAAAUAAAGAUAAUUCAAGAUUAAUAGUUUCUUAGAUUUUAUGCAUACUAGCAUCUUUUUUUCAAGUUAAGUACCAUCUAAUAAUUAUAAGAUAUGUAUUAUGUCGAUCUCACUUGAUAUUCAUUAUGCAGCACCUGUAUGUAACAUUUAUUAACUAAUACAUGAAAGCUACUGGUAUGCUGAAUGUUAUUCCCAUCAUCUUAUGAACAUGUUGAAUUUUAACUAGUAAGCUAUUCACUUUAAAAGAAAAGUAGAACCAGUUUACUAACAAAAAUUCACACAAUGAAGUUAUUUAAUCUGAGGUCUUGUACAAAGUUUUAUCUUUCAAACAGAUAUAAUCCACAAUCACUAACCUUCUGUAUACUGUAGGUGCUACUCCCAGUGUAUUGUAUGGUAGAUAACUAUCUUGAUUGUUGGUGUGAUGACAAUAAAUGAUAUUUAUAUGACACAACUAAACAAUAUGAUUAAGUGAUCAGGUUAGACAAAUGUGUUGAUGAUGCAGCAUUUGUCAGUGCAUCUAAUGACGUUAUCACAGUAGUGCAAACUAAACUUACUGAUGAGUUUCUGUUAAGUGUUUAUUUACAGUUUACAUCAGAAAUCCAAAACUCUACUUCUACUAAGAACUUAAACAACUCUUCAGAUUAUUAACCUAUAGGCCUGAAGCUUUAACCAACUGCUUAUAAAUGACAUGCAUGAAUAAAUUUAUUCUGGUAAUUGCCAUUGUUCUAUCUUGGGUAAUAUUGCCAAAAAAAUUCAUCAUAAUUGGUUUUACAGGUCAAGUCAAAAUGUAAAAUUUUUGAAUUGUGUGAAUAUGAGAUAUUUACAUCAAAAGUUAUGUACUUAGCACAAUAAAUCAUUAAUUUUGGUGAAACAUGCACAUAACCAGUUUUUCAACUCGCUUACUUGUGCUAAAGACUUUAUCAGUACAACAAACUUCCAUAUUUUUGAAGAUUGUUAGAUAAGUAUGUCUUCUGUAAACUACUUGGUCUAGCCACAAACAUUUGUAAGGCAGAAGUCGACCUGCAGUAUUCUUUUAAUUUUAAAGAACUUGCUGUAAAAUCUGUACAGUGCAACAGAAAUGAAUAAAAGUACCUUAAGUACACCUUUAGCUGAAACUCAACAGUUGCAUUUGUAACUUUAAUAAGUAAUAAAUUUUUAAGUACUUAAAGAAAUCUGACCAAAUGGUUCAAUUACAGAUUCACGUAAAUUGAUGAACAACAUUGUCUUGUAGGUAACAUUUAGACAUACUAUAAGAGCAGUAUUCAUUCUUUUCAAUAAGGUAUUCAAGGUUUCACAAAACUCUGAUUCAGGGCGACAAAUCUAACCUCAUAAUUUAUUAAGUUUUGUUGAAUCAUUAAUAUCAAUAUAUUUGGACUCACUUUUGGAUAAGAAAGUUUACUUUAAAAAAAUUUCAUUUAUUAAACUUUGUAUAUUUUAUUUUGUUGUCCAUGCCUUACACCCCCCAGUGGCAAGACUUAUAACAAAAAUCUGGAUUUUGGUAGCUGUGGUGGGCACAGUGCAGAUAGCCAGUUGUGUAGCCUUUUGUGCUAAACUACAAACAAAACCAUGCCUUACAUUUAAAUCAUUUUGUCAGGAUACUUGAACAGCAGUAGUUACAAAACAUUUAAAUAUACGUUUUAAGUAACACUGUGUUCUUUUAUCAGUUAUGAAUAUAGAUAUCUGUGCAUUUCAUCUGAUGUAAACCUAGCACUUUCUAAAUAAUUAUUUAAAAAAUAAUAUUGUAAAGUAAUAGAAAGUCAGUUUGUGUAUCACAAGUUUUUUUUCUAACAACUGUGAACUUUGUGUUUUUCUACUUUAGGCUUAGGUGAUUGUAAAAGUCAUUAUUCAUAUAUAAGGGUAGUUUUUCACUUUAUACUAAAACUUUGACUCUUGUUUUACCUGUUUACAUUUGAUCAUGCAUGUUAGUAAAUCUUUCUGCUCAAUAAAGCUCAAAGUAAUCUA